AUGAAUAUUCAAAAUAACUAAUAACACUAAUUAUAAAAGAGAAUAAAAGAGAGGUUCGUAUAUGAGGCUAAAUUUUUAGUAGAUUAAUGGAGGUUAUGGUAUUAUUAAUUCUUUAGAUAAAUUUUUGAUUAGAGACAAUUUUAAGAUGGGAAAAUGAUCAAGUUCACUCUUGACUAAGCUGCAGAAAUUGUUGGAGUUUCAAGGAAAACUUUAGAAGAUUAUUACUAUUGUCUAAAAAAAGCUGAGAAAAUUAGUACACAAUUUAACUUAAAGAGUAGUUGAUAUUAAUUAAUUUAUGAAUUGCAAAAUGGGAGUAAUUCGAAGGAUUAUUAAAGAACAUAAAAAGUAAACAGACGAGUAGAAUAUAUUUGAUACAAAUUAAUUUUUUGCAUUAGAAAACAUAAAUAAUGAACCAAGAAAAAAUAGUUUUGAAUAUGAUGAUUGAG
Messenger RNA from Paramecium sonneborni, 446 nucleotides. The record is from the annotation of a GenBank genome assembly. Lineage: Eukaryota; Ciliophora; Oligohymenophorea; Peniculida; Parameciidae.